Tripterygium wilfordii is the source of this 3868-nucleotide messenger RNA. RefSeq names its product probable alpha-mannosidase At5g13980. The transcript is spliced from 29 exons. The record is from RefSeq and is a predicted model, not a curated record. Gene Ontology annotation, biological process: mannose metabolic process. Lineage: Eukaryota; Viridiplantae; Streptophyta; Magnoliopsida; Celastrales; Celastraceae. Bases 396 to 3686 code for a protein of 1096 amino acids. Gene Ontology annotation, molecular function: alpha-mannosidase activity; carbohydrate binding.
UCUUUUUUUUCUUAGAUAUCAACAUCGAUCGCAGAUUCGCAGGCAUAUAUGGUUGUUGUACGUUUUGAUAAUUCAAGAGUAGAAAUUAUUUGAUACUUCACGUCUAACAAGAAAAUGUCCAUACCCACCAGAUCAGAUCAUCCCCUCCGACAUUGUACUUAAAUUAUUUAUAAUUAUUUUGAAAUAGUCGUUGUUAAUAGAGAUGCUGAGUAAAAUAGGAAAUAUGUUAAGAGAGGAGGAGUCUUGUCGUUCUACUUGUCGUCCCUUCUACUUAUCACCAUAACAAAGGUGGUGAGGAGAAGAGCGUGAAACCAGAUGCGAAUCUUUUUAGCAAAGCAAAAGCGUAUUACGGAUUUGCUAAAUCGGAUUUAUCCGAAGAAAAAACAAAUGCUACGAUGAAUAAAGGGAAAGAAGUGGGUCAGUCUGAGUCAUCUUUCAAUCUUCGAGGUCUUGAUGUGAGUGGGAGAGGUGUACCCCUGUCGAGCCUUGGCAAAAUACAAAGCUCACUUUGCUUACUGUUGAAUCUUCACUUCUCAACUCCUUUGAAAUCUAGAACCACUGAAAUAACAUUGCGAGAAGUGGUUGGGUGGGUGGAGGAGCCUUCUUUAAUUGGGUUUCCAUUAAUGGAGGUCAAAGUUUGCUUCUUUUUGGCUAUUCUAUUAUGGUUAGUUUCAUACGGGGAGUCCAAGUACAUGGUCUAUAAUACUUCACACUCCAUAGUUCCUGGGAAGCUCAAUGUCCACUUGGUCGCUCACACCCACGACGAUGUUGGUUGGCUCAAGACCGUGGACCAGUAUUAUGUUGGUUCCAACAAUUCUAUCCAGGGGGCUUGUGUGCAAAACGUAUUGGAUUCUGUCAUACCUGCGUUGUUGGCAGACCAGAAUCGGAAGUUCAUUUAUGUUGAACAGGCAUUUUUCCAGAGAUGGUGGAGAGAUCAGAGCGAGGCUAUGCAGAACAAAGUCAAGCAGCUUGUCACAUCAGGUCAACUAGAGUUAAUCAAUGGGGGUAUGUGCAUGCAUGAUGAGGCAGUGACACAUUACAUUGACAUGAUAGAUCAGACAACCCUUGGGCAUCGGUUUAUCAAGGAAGAGUUUGGCGUGACUCCAAGAAUUGGUUGGCAAAUUGAUCCUUUUGGACAUUCUGCUGUGCAGGCUUACUUGUUGGGUGCUGAAGUUGGAUUUGACUCCCUUUUCUUUGGCCGGAUAGACUACCAAGAUAGAACUAAGCGUAAAAAUGAGAAAAGCCUUGAAGUUGUGUGGCGCGGUUCAAAGAGUCUUGGUUCAUCUUCACAGAUUUUUGCCGGUGCAUUUCCUGAAAACUACGAGCCUCCUACUGGUGACUUCUAUUUCGAAGUCAGUGAUCCCUCCCCUGUGAUUCAAGAUGACAUUGAUUUGUUCGAUUAUAAUGUUGCUGAACGAGUCAAUGAUUUUGUUGCCGCUGCUCUAGCUCAGGCUAACAUAACUCGAACAAAUCAUGUAAUGUGGACCAUGGGUACAGAUUUUAAGUAUCAGUAUGCAAACUCGUGGUUCCGACAGAUGGACAAGUUCAUUCAUUAUGUAAACAUGGAUGGGCGUGUUAAUGCUCUGUACUCCACACCAUCCAUAUACACCGAUGCAAAAUAUGCUACAAGUGAAUCAUGGCCUGUAAAGACUGAAGACUUUUUUCCUUAUGCAGACCGUGUAAAUGCAUACUGGACUGGAUACUUUACAAGCAGAUCUGCGCUGAAACGAUAUGUUAGGAUGAUGAGUGGCUACUAUUUGGCAGCAAGACAGCUGGAGUUUUUUGGAGGAAGAAGCAGAAAAGGGAUUAGCACAGACUCAUUAGCAGAUGCUUUAGCAAUUGCUCAACAUCAUGAUGCAGUUACUGGGACGGAAAAGCAGCACGUGGCAAAUGAUUAUGCAAAACGACUGUCCAUAGGCUACAGUGUGGCUGAACAGUUAGUUGCAUAUUCACUUGCUUGCUUGGCAGAGUCAACACCGUACAUCGGAUGUCAGAAACCUUCUGUGAAAUUCCAACAGUGCCCGCUUCUGAAUAUAAGCUAUUGUCCUCCAUCAGAAAUCAAUCUGUCUCCUCAGAAAAACUUGAUUAUUGUGGUCUACAAUGCUCUUGGAUGGAAGAGAGAAGAUGUGGUUCAAAUUCCUGUUAUCAACGAAGAUUUUACCGUGCGUGAUUCUGAGGGAAGAGAAAUUGAAUCACAAGUUAUUCCUCUGACCAAUGUCCAUGCGAGCCUAAGGAAUUACCACGUCCAAGCAUACUUGGGUCGGAUCCCUGAUGAGACACCCAAGUACUGGCUUGCAUUUCCAGUCUCAGUUCCUCCUCUUGGUUUUAGCACUUAUACUAUCUCAAGUGCCAAAGGAGCAGGUGUUCUUUCAACCAAAUCAUCUGUGCACAAUUUCCACAGAGGUGAAAAAUCUAAUAUUGAAAUUGGUCAAGGAAAGUUGAAGCUCAACUUUUCUGUGGAUCAAGGCCGAAUGAUUUAUAAUAAUAGCAAAAUCUUGGUUGACGAAUCUGUUGAACAGUCCUUCAGUUUCUACUGUGGAUAUAAUGGAACUUUAGAUGAGAAAUCUCCUCAGAGUGCUGGAGCAUAUAUCUUCCGUCCGAAUGGCACAUUUUCCAUAAAGCCUGAAGGAGAGGUGCCUUUGACUGUUAUGCGUGGAACAGUAGUAGAUGAAGUCCAUCAACAAGUCAAUAGAUGGAUAUACCAGAUCACCAGACUAUACAAGGGAAAAGAGCAUGUUGAAGUUGAGUUUAUUGUUGGGCCUAUUCCCCUUGACGAUGGAAUUGGCAAAGAAGUUGCAACCCAAAUUACAACUAACAUGGAAAGCAACAAAACAUUCUACACGGAUUCUAAUGGACGCGAUUUUAUCAGAAGGAUUCGUGAUUUUAGAACAGACUGGGAACUUGAAGUGAACCAACCUGUUGCUGGAAACUAUUACCCAAUUAAUCUUGGGAUUUACAUUCAAGAUAGUAAAAAAGAAUUUUCGGUUCUGGUUGAUCGUGCUCUUGGAGGAUCUAGCAUAGUGGAUGGACAAAUAGAGCUGAUGCUCCACAGGAGACUGGUACUUGAUGAUUCCAGGGGCGUUGAUGAGGCUCUAAAUGAAACAGUCUGUGUUCGUGAUGAAUGCACAGGGUUGACAGUUCAAGGAAAAUAUUACUACAGAAUCGAUCCCCUAGGAAAAGGUGCAAAGUGGCGCCGCUCCUUUGGACAGGAGAUUUAUUCCCCACUCCUGCUAGCAUUUGCCGAAGAGGAUGGAGAUAACUGGACAAGCUCACACGUCUCCAUGUUCUCAGGGAUUGAUUCCUCAUAUAGCUUACCUGAAAAUGUCGCAAUUAUAACUCUCCAGGUGCUCAAUGAGGACGGAAGCUUUCUCCUCCGUUUAGCGCAUUUAUAUGAGAUUGGAGAGGACAGUGACCUUUCAGGAAUGGCAAAUGUGGAACUGAAGAAGUUGUUCCCCGGCAAGAAGAUUUCCAAAGCCACGGAGAUGAGCUUAUCAGCGAAUCAAGAAAGACUGGACAUGGAGAAGAAGAGGCUUGUCUGGAAAGUAGAAGGUUCUCCGGGCGAGGAGGCCAAGGCGAUAAGGGGUGGACCAGUUGAUCCUACAAAACUGGUUGUAGAACUAGCUCCGAUGGAAAUCCGUACCUUUGUUAUUGGCAUCGAUCACACGUCCAUACACCACAAUGGUUAGCCAUCAUGAUCUGCUCCCACAACUAUGCCUGAAAGCUUCUCCUACCUUGCUUCAUCUAUGUGACCAUUGCUUGCUUACAUUGAGGUUUAAUGAGGGGAAACCUUAAAUGUUGUGGGGUUAUGUAUGGGAUACUCUGGUUAAACAUAAAAUCUGAAAAAUAAAACGUGAGAUUUGCAUUCCAG